Messenger RNA from Dothidotthia symphoricarpi CBS 119687, 1679 nucleotides. RefSeq lists its product as uncharacterized. The transcript is spliced from 5 exons. Bases 34 to 1302 code for a protein of 422 amino acids. Lineage: Eukaryota; Fungi; Ascomycota; Dothideomycetes; Pleosporales; Dothidotthiaceae. Gene Ontology annotation, molecular function: oxidoreductase activity. The record is from RefSeq and is a predicted model, not a curated record.
UAACCCGAACAUCACACCACAGGGGGAUUCGCCAUGUUCAACCUACCCAGAAUCUCGCUGCCUUCGUUUCUUCGAUUUGAGGGCGGCAACCACCCAGCCAUCCAUCUGCCAUCGGUAGAAAUCCAUGACACGGAAACCGCGGCGGAAAAACGACCGCGAACGUUGAAGCACCUGCUCAAAGCGAACCAUGCCAACUACUCGAUCAUCUACAACGACCUGCGCUUUCACAACCAUACACCACACAUUCUGGGCUCGGCUUACCUUCUGGGCGCAACAGCGGAGCAUUUAAACGACAUCUACGAGAAGGAGGCUGAGGUGCUUGAGCCGUGGCAUGAUUCUCCUGGAGAAAUCUCUAAGGAGGAUUGGAGGGAAUUUCUGGGCAAGAGAGAGUACCAGCGAGCUUUUGUGGACUUUUUCGAGGACCAGCUUGUGGCUACUCAGUACCAUUUAACGGAGCUGCUGGAUGAGUUUCUGCUGGGUGGGAAGGAGCCGUUGAUUAAUGGGUUGGUCUCGGGACUUGCUCACCCGCUCAUCCAUCUUGGAUACGCCUACGAGCUCGAUUCGAUUACCGUCACGAUUGAAGCUCUGGCGCUCGCCGCCUGCUUCUAUAGCCCCCUCCACAAGUACAUUGACGAUCCGGCGUACACGCGACCCAGCCCUCGUCGAUCGACCUCACUCCUCGACCUCCUCAACCAAGUCCGAGAAGACAAGCGGUUCGACGGCCUGUACGACCACCGCAGCGGCGACACUUCAAGAGUGUUCGAGGAGCGCGAAGACGCACUGUUGGAAUACUGGAAUGCAUGGGAUCUGUCGGAUCCCAAGGAGCAAUUCCACGCGUCUCAGGACGUCGCAGUCGCCCUUCUUGUAGGCACAGAGGCGCCGGAGGACACGAAAUUCGACUUCUUCUUCGUGCACCUGCUGACCUCGUCGCAUGCGGUGCGCAUCCUGCUCCCGCUGGUGCCGGCAAAGUUCCACCUGAGCCUUGUGAGGCAGUGGUGGCUCUUCACACUCGCUGUGUAUGUUGCGCAGACGCGACCAAGACUUGAUGUUGGGCGCAUCGAUGGGUAUGAGUUGAAGGGAAGGAAUUGGAAAUUUGUCAUGCAGAAGGCGCUGAAUGGGCCGAAUGCGUCGGAUGCGCAUUUUGUUAAAGCACUUCGAUCGCUGAAGGUGGCGGAGGAGACGUGGGGUGAAUCGUCACAGUACUAUCUCAAAGCUGCUGUCAAGUUUGCAGAGGAAUUUGAGCAUUGGGGCGGAUUUGGCACGGAAGAGGAUGAGGCCAGGACGGGCUAUGCAGGGAAGUAGUAAGUAGAGAAGUAGUAAGCAGGGAAUCAGUAAGCAGGGAAUCAGUAAGCAGGGAAAUAGUAGAGCAGUAGAGCAGAAAGGAGAGCGCAACAGGCGUCUGAGACGAAGUGUUUUCUGUUGGGCGUCGAGCGUUCUCUAGCUUGGGAGACGAGUGGUCGAAUAGGUUUUGUGUACGUUUCAGGACAGAGAAAGCACGGCUAUGACGAAGCCACAGCAUCAGGAAUCAUGCACAUGCAGCGUUCCAGACUGUUUUUUUCUUUAUUCUCGCAAAAAGCAGUAAAAACAAGGCAGGGACGAUGGCUGCCAGGGUAGCCGAAGGCUUGUCCUUUUGUCAUGUGCUUGAUCUUCAAGAAUGGGCAUAGAUAGAGAAUAUGGAU